This is a messenger RNA of Cynara cardunculus var. scolymus (artichoke), 1518 nucleotides long. Its product is annotated as E3 ubiquitin-protein ligase PUB22-like. The transcript has a single exon. Lineage: Eukaryota; Viridiplantae; Streptophyta; Magnoliopsida; Asterales; Asteraceae. The coding region runs from base 40 to 1299 and encodes 419 amino acids. The record is from RefSeq and is a predicted model, not a curated record. Gene Ontology annotation, molecular function: ubiquitin protein ligase activity. Gene Ontology annotation, biological process: protein ubiquitination.
UUUUCUUAUAAAUUCAAGGGUUUUCUUCAAGAUCCAAAAAUGGGUGAUCUUGAAAAUGAUCAUAUUGUCGAAGUUCCCACCUUUUUUCUGUGCCCGAUUUCGUUGGAGAUCAUGAAAGACCCUGUAACGCUCUCCACCGGAAUCACAUAUGAUCGUGAUAGUAUCGAGAAAUGGUUGUUUUCUCACAAGAAUGACGUUUGUCCAGUAACCAAACAAGUGGUUGUCGAUAUCGAGCUCACUCCAAACCACACCCUUCGACGAUUUAUCCAAUCUUGGUGCACCCUUAACGCAUCUUCGGGUGUCGAAAGAUUCCCAACGCCACGGAUUCCGAUCUCCAAAACUCAAAUCCUAAAGCUCCUCAAAGAUUCGAAGUCUCCAAAGUUGCAAAUCAGUAGUUUGAAGAGAUUGAAAACGAUUGUUAUGGAGAGUGAGAAGAACAGGCGGUUGAUGGAGUCAGUAGGAGCAGCUGAUUACCUAGCGUCCAUGAUUUCAAGAAACGUCAAUAACAUUAACGUUACGUCAUCAUCACCGGCCGGAGAAGUUUCCGGUGCAGAUGGGAUUGAUGAAGCGCUUAGCAUUCUUUACCACCUUAAGCUAUCACCAUCUGGUCUGAAGUCAUUGUUAACUGGAGAUUUCGUGGAGACGUUGACGAGCGUGAUGCAACGCUCCACCAGUUUCGAAUCACGUACUUACGCCGUGAUGUUACUUAAAUCAAUGUUUGAGGUGGCGGAGGAGCCGAUGAAAGUGACGUYGCUAARYYCUCGRUUMUUCGAAGAGUUAGUACGAAUCUUGGUUGAUCAAAUCUCCCAAAAGGCAACAAAAGCAACACUGAAGCUGCUCAUCAACGUUUGUCCAUGGGGGCGGAAUAGGAUAAAGGGGGCAGAGGCAGGGGCGGUUCCGGUGUUGAUCGACACCCUCCUGGAUUGUACAGAAAAGAGAGUCCCGGAGAUGGCUAUUAUAGUUUUGGACCACCUUUGUCAGUGUGCGGAAGGACGGGCGGAUCUGUUGAAACAUGGCGGUGGUUUAGCCGUGGUUUCAAAGAAGAUCUUCCGUAUGUCGGCGGUGGGCAGCGAGAGAGCGGUGAGGAUAUUGUACUCGGUGGCGAUGUUCUCCGGCAACAGUCAUGUUCUACAAGAGAUGGUGCAGUUGGGGGCGGUGAGAAAACUUCUGUUGGUGUUACAGGUAGAUUGUGGAAUGAAGAUGAAGGAGAAAGCAAAGGAGAUUCUGAAGAUGCAUUCUAGGGUUUGGAAGAAGUCUUCUUGUGUUCCCAAUCAUUUGAUUUCUUCAUAUCCAUCUUAGAAACAAGAAUUUUCAUGAAAGAAAAGGGAAAUGAAUUUUAGAGUGAAUUUCCUUUUAGAAGAUAUGGGGGCAAAAGUUAGAUUCCCAUUUAGGGUUUUCUUUUAUUUUCUAGAGGAUUUUAUACUUAAUUUUUAAUUGGGGUUUUUAUGGAAAUCUGUAAAUCUCACUAAUUGGAUGAGUUACAAGUAGAUAACUACGAUAACUAUCAGUUCUGAUCUA